UGCGAAGUUGCCGACCGGAAGUGCCUGCCGCUUUGCCUCUUCUGUGAUCUGUCAUAUUUUUUUGGUCUAUAGAUUCUUACAAAUAAAUUAAAAUUCUAAUUCGGUUUAUUGUGCUCGUAUUCUUUAUUAAUGUUAAGUGUUAUUCUUAGUUAGCCGGAGUUUCAUUUAAUUCCAACUGUCCGUUACUUUUUAAGAUAAUGUCCGGAGAGCCAGAAGUAGUGCGCACACCUGAGGAAGAGGAGACGGAAGAUGAAGAAAUCAAGUCAUCAUACAGGCCUCCACCAGAAAAAACUAUUGAGGAAAUCCUAGCAGCCGAUCAAGAGGAUGAGUCCCUCAGGAAGUACAAAGAGGCGUUGUUGGGGCAGGCACAGACAGGGACUGUUAUUGUUGAUCCGAACGACCCUCGUAAGGUGAUUGUGAAGAAGUUAGCAUUGUCCGUCACCGACAGAGAUGACCUUGAACUGGACCUCACUGGAGACCUGACAGAUUUGAAGAAACAGGUGUUUAUAAUAAAAGAAGGCGUGCAAUACCGGAUAAGGAUCGACUUCAUCGUGCAGCGCGAAAUCGUGCACGGCCUCAAGUACGUCCAGAAGACGUACCGCCUCGGAGUACCAGUGCCGGUGGACAAAAUGACCCACAUGGUGGGUUCGUACCCCCCCAAAACGGAGAUCCAGUCCUACACGACCCCCCCAGAAGACGCGCCUUCCGGCAUGAUGGCGCGAGGCUCAUACACCGUCAACAGCUUAUUCACUGACGAUGACAAAAACAUACAUCUUCAAUGGGAGUGGAGUUUCGAGAUCAAGAAGGACUGGAAGGAUUAAAGCUUGGAAUAUUAAAGAUUUAAACUGGAUUGGACCCUGUCUCUUUCGAACUUAACUGUCUCUCCAGAAUGUGAUUUGGGUGAGCGGUUCUAUAUAUAUUUUUUUUUUUAAAUUCAAAACCCUAAUUCUAUGAAACUAUUAAGAGAUAAACUGUAAAAAAAUUGUAUUUUUCAAAAAAAAUUAUGAAUCAAAAAAAUAUUUAAUCAAUGUUUUAAUCGAUUUUUUUGUUAUCAGUGCAAAACGUUUGUGCUAGAAAGAUGUAUAAAUAUUGGAUUUCAAAUAAAAUUUUAUUUUUAAAAUAGAAAUGAAAAACGAAAUGUUAGAUUAUGAAACUGUAAGAAAAGUAUGGAGAAUCAAAUAAAUGCGAGAUUAAAUAUUAUUUUAUAAACAUGGCCAGACCAUUAAAUAAAUGAAUGGACAAAAUUAUGAACAGAAAAUCGCACUUUGAUCUUCAUUAUCUCAAAAGUAAAAACAAGUUUUUCUUAUAAUUUUUCCUAGAAAAUUCAAACUAAAAUUUAUGUAUCAAAAAAUAUGGAAUUAUUUGUGUUUCAACUUAUAAAUCCAUCGUCAUUUCUGUAAAGACGAGUCUACACUAAACUUUUGUUUCAUAUUAUUUAGUAACCUAUAACGUAUGUGCCAUAGUGCAAAAAACUUGCAUUGCUCAAGAAAACUAAUAAAAUGUUUACGCACAUUUGUAUGACGCGUCCAAUCCAGUUGCAAAUGUCGAUGCAAGUGGCUGACUGAGGCGACAGUGCAAAACGGCCCUAAUUCUAACGCCUGCAUACAU
This is a messenger RNA of Maniola jurtina (meadow brown), 1608 nucleotides long. It is a transcript of the gene RhoGDI, whose product is annotated as rho GDP-dissociation inhibitor 1. Gene Ontology annotation, biological process: Rho protein signal transduction. The record is from RefSeq and is a predicted model, not a curated record. Gene Ontology annotation, molecular function: protein binding; Rho GDP-dissociation inhibitor activity. The coding region runs from base 198 to 821 and encodes 207 amino acids. The transcript has 6 exons. NCBI's taxonomy places the organism in Eukaryota, Metazoa, Arthropoda, Insecta, Lepidoptera, Nymphalidae. Gene Ontology annotation, cellular component: cytoplasm; membrane; cytosol.